This is a messenger RNA of Colletotrichum higginsianum IMI 349063, 1038 nucleotides long. RefSeq lists its product as uncharacterized. The transcript has 3 exons. NCBI's taxonomy places the organism in Eukaryota, Fungi, Ascomycota, Sordariomycetes, Glomerellales, Glomerellaceae. Bases 1 to 1038 code for a protein of 345 amino acids. The record is from RefSeq and is a predicted model, not a curated record.
AUGUCGGACGUCAGAUCGGAUUCGGGGCUGGGCCUUCGUUUUCUCGAUCUGAACGACAAUGAAGACGACAACAGCCCAUGCAAAGGCCUGCGUCGCAUGAGGAGUCAUCCCAGCAAACCGACUCCUGUGACGCCGCUCGCCUCGUCGCCCCGAGCUUCAACGCCCUCUCUCCCUUCGCCCAUGAGCUCCCGGGUCGGCUUCUCACCUCUGUCACCGCCUCCCCGCCAACACUUUUCAGCACCUGGUCAACAGUUCUCGACCCCCGCGGCUAAGAGCCCUCUGGCGCGCUCGUGGACCGAAGACGACCUUACUGAAUCAGCUCAUUCCAACGACAACACGAAUGAGAACACCCGAGACACCCUCGGUCUCAUUCAGCGACUCAAUGACUUGACCCAGAAGCUGCUUGCGGGUGAAGGUGUCCCCGACACCAGUGUUAGCGCCCUGCACGGAAAACUCGAUGAGCUAGAGUCGGUUCUGGCGGGAGAGCCGCCUCAAGCAACACCUCAAGGCAAACCAAAAACGUGGCCGCCCAUGGACGCUCAGAGUGUCGAGCACGAGUCCUUGUGGACCUCACCCUCUCACUCGUGGUUCCGAUCCGGUCUGUCAGAGAUAUCACCAUCGUUCCGGAGCUCGUUCAGACGGGACACGCCCUCGCCCGAGCCAACCGUCGAGAAGAAGCCCGCCGUCGACACUUUCCGCAUCGCUUCCGAAGCAGCGAAGCUCAACUCGGAAUUGGAAACCCUUGUCACGAAUCUCAAGGCCCGCCAGGAGGAAUCAGAGAACGCGCGGCACAAAGAAUCAUUUUUCUCCAAGGACGAGGAGGAGGAAUUACAAGAAAACGACUCUGAACUCACCUAUCUCCGCCUCGGCCUCAAGGCCAUAGAAGUGCAAUGCCCAACCGAAAUGGACCCCGACCUAGCCCAAAGCAUCAACAACUGGAAGACCGACUGGUCCGACCUCAAACGAAAACGCUCCAAGCACAAGAGCUUCGACCGCUCCGCUUAUAGCACCCCCGUAGGCACGCCGUUGCGGCGGUGA